AAGAUCACCAAAUUGCAUUCACAAUUUCUUCCUUAUAGCAACACAGCUUCCACUAAAAGUACUUUUAUUCCUUUAAUUAAGGAUAUAAGAAUGAGCUGGACAGGAGGAGACUGGAUGUGUGCUGCAUGCCAGCACCAGAAUUUCAAGAAGAGGGAAGCAUGUCAGCGAUGUGGAUACCCAAAAUUUGGAGGCCCUGAUGUGUCAACUUACUUGUACAACAGGACAGAGGUGUUGGCAGGAGACUGGUACUGCUCUGCCAUUAACUGUGGUGCUCACAAUUUUGCUAGCAGGACCAAUUGCUAUAGAUGUGGAGCAAUGAAGAAUGACUAUGGUGGGUACAUGAUGGGGUCUGAAACUUAUGGAGACGGCAGCUACCCUCCUGGAUGGAAAACUGGUGACUGGAUUUGCACCAGAUAUGGAUGUGGAGUGCACAACUAUGCCAGCAGGACAGAGUGCUUCAAAUGCAAGCUUCCAAAGGAUUUUGGUAAGUAAUUUUUGUUUUCAUUGUUGCACCAUUAUCUUUUCUUGACAAAGAAAACUGUUGUUCUUCAUUAGUAUGAUCCUUUCCUAAUAAAUUCUUUUCAUUCUC
Messenger RNA from Rubroshorea leprosula, 589 nucleotides. The record is from the annotation of a GenBank genome assembly. NCBI's taxonomy places the organism in Eukaryota, Viridiplantae, Streptophyta, Magnoliopsida, Malvales, Dipterocarpaceae.